This is a messenger RNA of Notechis scutatus (mainland tiger snake), 2114 nucleotides long. It is a transcript of the gene TMEM101, whose product is annotated as transmembrane protein 101. Lineage: Eukaryota; Metazoa; Chordata; Lepidosauria; Squamata; Elapidae. The record is from RefSeq and is a predicted model, not a curated record. Gene Ontology annotation, biological process: positive regulation of canonical NF-kappaB signal transduction.
CAGUAAUUCCGCCCUGUCGCAAGAUGGCGGCUGGUAGCGGGAGGCGGCGAGGUGUCCUGCGGCUGUUAAUGCGGAUCGGGUCGGUGUUGCUCACGCGUUUCCCGUUCUGGCACUGUCUCAGUGGCCUUCUCCUCAAUGCCGAGCGCGCCGAGGUUCGCCGGAAACCAGACAUCCCUGUCCCAUUUCUCUACUUUGAUAUGGGUGCAGCGGUUUUGUGUGCCAGCUUUAUGUCCUUUGGUGUGAAACGCCGAUGGUUUGCUCUGGGGGCUGCUCUCCAGUUGGCUAUCAGCACCUAUGCAGCAUAUGUUGGAGGUUAUGCACAUUAUGCGGACUGGCUGAAGGUGAGAAUGUAUUCACGAACAAUAGCCAUCAUAGGGGGAUUUCUGAUCUUGGCAAGUGGCGCUGGUGAGAUCUACCGCCAGAAACCACGAAACAGAUCACUGCAGUCUACUGGGCAAGUUUUCAUUGGAAUCUACCUCAUUUGUGUGGCCUACUCUCUUCAGCACAGCAAAGAAGAUCGCCUGGCCUAUCUUGGUGGUAUCCUGGGUGGGGAGAUCCUCCUACAACUUCUCUUUGUUCUCUAUGGUGUCCUUGCUCUGUCCUUUCUAUCUGGUUAUUACAUCACCACAGCUGCUCAGAUCCUGUCGGUAAUUCUCCCUCUGGUCAUCCUCUUCAUUGAUGGCAAUCUUGGUUACUGGCACGAUUCCCGCAGAGUUGAAUUCUGGAAUCAAAUGAAGUUGAUUGGCCAGAACGUUGGGAUUUUUGGGGCUUCCAUCAUUUUGGCCACAGAUGGCUGAGCAUAACUCAGGGGACUUGAGGAACUACGCUUGAUUUCAGGCCAAGGAGAGGAGAAGACAUCCGGAGAAGGAACUGGGAUGAUUUUGAUAAAUUGCUUAUUUAUUUUUGGUUUUACUGCAUUGAUGAAACUCUUUGCUCCUUUCCGCUGGCAGCUGAUCGAACUUAUAUCCUUUCUUUAUAAUGUGGGGUUAUUUCUAUUUUUUUUAAAUUUUAUUUUUGUCAAGGACAGUUCAACAGCUGUCCUAUUUCUUGAGCAAUAGAAAGGAAAAGAUUAAGGUCUUUAAUUACAUCCGCCAUGGUUCAGGGUUUUGGUGUCCCCUAGUUGAAUUGAUUUAGACUUUUAUUUCCAGUCAUUCAGAAACUUGAAGAAAAAUUGAACAAAAUUUCCAUUUGGUAUGCUUCUGGAACAACACUCCUGGGUUGAGUAGACAGAGAUAUUUUAACUCUGGAUUCAAGACUAUGACUAUGCUAGUGGUGGUUUUUCAUAGAAUAUGUAGUUUUUUUUAUAUCAAGUGGGGCUUGUGAACCCUGAUAAUUCUCAAAGAGGCUAAGUUAAAUGGUAAAAUCUGUUCACAUUGGCGAACUUCUAUUCUACUUGUAUGAGCACAUUCCUGAAGCUGUAUUAUAUUCUUCCAGACAAGCAUGAAGUCCAAACAAUGACCAAUUGGGUAAAAUAUUGUUUUAUUCAUAGUGGCUUUAGGAGUGAAGAGACCCCCAGUAUUUAUAUAUUUAGUGAAUCACCUAAAAUCGAGGAAUAUUUACUGCUGAAACUGUUUGGUAAAAGGAAAGUCUGAUUUCGUGUUAAGUUCCUAUAGGGCAGAGUAUUUAGAGUUGGAUUCCAACUGGCUGCAAGUGGAGGAAAAGAAAUUUGGAUAUAAUUUUCCUGGAUUUAGAUGCCUCAAAUUUGUGGUACUGGAACUAAUUAGGAAUGGGCAAUAUUUGAAAUGGUAGAUGAUUGCAUCUCUGCCUCAUGAUUUUUAAAAUUAUAUGCCUGUUCUAUGACGGAAAAUGAUGGAGUGAAUUUGCGGGCUAUGGCUUUAUGCUUUUUUCAAAAAAAGGAUGUGAGGGAUUGGAAGGCCCUUAACUCAUCUGUCCCCAUCCCUAAAUUUUGGAAACUCCACUUUUAAGGCUAAUUUUAACUCAUUUUAAAAUAUUUUCUUUUGGAGGAAGGUUAAAAGUGGGGAACGGAAGUGAAAGGAAAAUGCUGGGAAUAUGUUAAAAACCUGGAAUAUGCCAAAAUCCAGGCAAAAUUGGGGCCAUUAUGGGAGAUGAGACUUAAUGAUGCAGGUAAGAGUGAGAAGUCCUUGAACCCGUCA